AGGUUACUUGGCUGGGAGUUGUCAGACCUCCAGUUUCUGUCCUGCCCUCAGCCUCCAAUCCUUAAGAGACAUCCAGCCCCAGCAAUUGGAUUGGGCAGCCCGUCUUGACACACCACUGUGCUGAGUGCUUGAGGACGUGUUUCAACAGAUGGUUGGGGUUAGUGUGUGUCAUCACAUUCGAGUGGGGAUUAAGAGAAGGAAGGCUGCCUCGCCUGAGCUGUGUGGUCUUCUCCAAGUGAGAGUUGCAGGCAAUACAGCUACUUUGCUUUGGGGAGAAGAGGAGGAAUUCAUUUUCUGCAGCCAGAAGAAAAGCAGUUUUUUUUUCAGGUGCUGACGACCAGCUGUCAUCAUCUGAAGAAGAUGAACUUGACCAAUAACAUGUAGAUUCCCCAACGCAGAAUAAUUGCAGAAAAUCUUCAAAGGACCCUCACCUGCAGAUAUUCUGAACACCUCUGAAUGUAGAAACUGAGAAUUCAACCAGGAAACCUAACUCAAGACCUUCAGAGACUAAGGAGCCUGGGACAUCGUGUCAGUUGUGACAUUGGACCAAAUACAAUGAAGUAUUCUUGCUGUGCUCUGGUCUUGAUUGUCCUGGGCACAGAACUGCUGGGAAGCCUGUGUUUGACUGUCAGAUCCCCGAGGUUCCGAGGGCGGAUCCAGCCGGAACGGAAGAAUAUUCGACCCAACAUUAUCCUCGUGCUGACGGACGAUCAGGAUGUGGAGCUGGGGUCCCUGCAGGUCAUGAACAAAACGAGAAGGAUUAUGGAGCAUGGAGGGGCCACCUUCACCAAUGCCUUUGUGACCACGCCCAUGUGCUGCCCAUCCCGAUCCUCCAUGCUCACUGGGAAGUAUGUGCACAACCACAAUGUCUACACCAACAACGAGAACUGUUCCUCCCCAUCCUGGCAGGCAAUGCAUGAACCUCGGACUUUUGCUGUGUAUCUUAACAACACUGGCUACAGAACAGCAUUUUUUGGAAAAUACCUCAAUGAAUACAAUGGCAGCUAUAUCCCUCCUGGGUGGCGAGAGUGGCUCGGAUUAAUCAAGAAUUCUCGUUUCUAUAAUUACACUGUUUGUCGCAAUGGCAUCAAAGAAAAGCAUGGAUUUGAUUAUGCAAAGGACUACUUCACAGACUUAAUCACUAACGAGAGCAUUAAUUACUUCAAAAUGUCUAAGAGAAUGUAUCCCCAUAGGCCCAUUAUGAUGGUGAUCAGCCACGCUGCACCCCACGGUCCCGAGGACUCAGCCCCACAGUUUUCAAAACUGUACCCCAAUGCUUCCCAACACAUAACUCCUAGUUAUAACUACGCACCCAACAUGGAUAAACACUGGAUCAUGCAAUACACCGGACCCAUGCUCCCCAUCCACAUGGAAUUUACAAAUGUUCUACAGCGCAAAAGGCUGCAGACGCUGAUGUCAGUGGAUGAUUCUGUGGAAAGGCUGUACAAUAUGCUUGUGGAAACGGGGGAACUAGAGAAUACUUACAUUAUUUACACUGCUGACCAUGGCUACCAUAUUGGACAGUUUGGACUGGUCAAGGGCAAGUCCAUGCCUUAUGACUUUGAUAUCCGUGUCCCUUUCUUUAUUCGUGGGCCAAGUGUGGAGCCAGGAUCAAUAGUUCCACAGAUUGUUCUGAACAUUGACCUGGCCCCUACAAUCCUGGAUAUCGCUGGACUCGACACGCCUCCUGACGUGGACGGCAAGUCUGUCCUCAAACUCCUGGACCUGGAAAAGCCAGGUAACAGGUUUCGAACAAACAAGAAGGCCAAAAUUUGGCGCGAUACAUUCCUAGUGGAAAGAGGCAAAUUUCUACGUAAGAAGGAGGAAGCCAGCAAGAAUAUCCAACAGUCAAAUCACUUGCCCAAAUAUGAGCGGGUCAAAGAACUCUGCCAGCAGGCAAGGUACCAGACAGCCUGCGAACAACCUGGACAGAAGUGGCAGUGCAUUGAGGAUACAUCAGGCAAGCUUCGGAUUCACAAGUGCAAAGGCUCCAGCGACCUGCUCACCAUUCGGCAAAGCACUCGAAACCUCUACUCUCGAGGCUUCCAUGACAAAGACAGAGAGUGCACGUGUGGAGAACAAGGCUACCGGGCCAGUCGGGCGCAAAGGAAGGGCCAGCGGCAGUUCCUGAGAAACCUGGGCACUCCCAAGUACAAGCCCAGGUUCGUCCAUACGCGGCAGACUCGUUCCUUGUCCGUUGAAUUCGAAGGUGAAAUCUAUGACAUAAACCUAGAGGAAGAAGAAUUGCAAGUGUUGCAACCAAGAACCGUCGCCAAGCGGCAUGACGAAGGCCACAAGGGGCCAGGAGGUCUCCGAGCAGCCAGCGGUGGGAACAUGGGCGGGAUGCCGGUGGACACCAAUGCUGUGGCUCUGCCUGCCACUGUCCGGGUGACACACAAAUGUUUUAUUCUUCCAAAUGAUACCAUUCAUUGCGAGCGAGAACUGUACCAAUCAGCCCGAGCCUGGAAGGACCAUAAGGCCUACAUUGACAAAGAGAUUGAAGCUCUUCAAGAUAAAAUUAAGAAUUUAAGAGAAGUGAGGGGACAUCUGAAGAGGCGAAAGCCAGAAGAAUGUAGCUGCAGCAAGCAGACUUACUAUAAUAAAGAGAAAGGUGUGAAAAAGCAAGAGAAAUUAAAAAGCCAUCUUCAUCCAUUCAAGGAGGCUGCUCAGGAAGUGGACAGCAAACUUCAGCUUUUCAAGGAGAACCGCAGGAGGAAGAAGGAGAGGAAGGAAAAGAAACGGCAGAGAAAGGGUGACGAAUGCAGCCUUCCAGGUCUCACCUGCUUCACGCAUGACAACAACCACUGGCAGACGGCCCCCUUCUGGAACUUGGGAUCCUUCUGUGCUUGCACAAGUUCUAACAACAACACCUAUUGGUGCUUGCGAACAGUUAAUGAGACACACAAUUUUCUUUUCUGUGAGUUUGCUACUGGCUUUUUGGAGUAUUUUGAUAUGAACACAGAUCCUUAUCAGCUCACAAACACAGUCCACACGGUGGAGCGAGGUAUUUUGAAUCAGCUGCACAUACAGUUGAUGGAACUCAGAAGCUGCCAAGGUUAUAAGCAGUGCAACCCAAGACCUAAGAGUGUUGAAGUUGGAAAUAAAGAAGGAGGAAGCUAUGAUCUACACAGGCUGUUGCUGUUGUUGUUACCUGACAUACAUAACCCACAACUAUCUUCUCUGGAUAAAAGAUUUGAGAAUGACCCAAGAAUAAGGUUACAGACAGACAGAAAGCACGACAUGCAAGUGGAGAAUUUAGGUUCCAAUGUCCAGAUACUUUCCUAA
This is a messenger RNA of Elephantulus edwardii (Cape elephant shrew), 3285 nucleotides long. RefSeq names its product sulfatase 1 (gene SULF1). The record is from RefSeq and is a predicted model, not a curated record. The transcript has 24 exons. Gene Ontology annotation, cellular component: cell surface; Golgi apparatus; plasma membrane. Lineage: Eukaryota; Metazoa; Chordata; Mammalia; Macroscelidea; Macroscelididae. Gene Ontology annotation, molecular function: glycosaminoglycan binding; N-acetylglucosamine-6-sulfatase activity; calcium ion binding. The coding region runs from base 556 to 3285 and encodes 909 amino acids.